This is a messenger RNA of Syzygium oleosum, 1442 nucleotides long. RefSeq lists its product as uncharacterized. Lineage: Eukaryota; Viridiplantae; Streptophyta; Magnoliopsida; Myrtales; Myrtaceae. The coding region runs from base 352 to 1155 and encodes 267 amino acids. The record is from RefSeq and is a predicted model, not a curated record. Gene Ontology annotation, biological process: lipid homeostasis. The transcript is spliced from 9 exons. Gene Ontology annotation, cellular component: membrane; endoplasmic reticulum.
AUCUUGGUCAUUCAUGGUGGUGGUGGUGGUGGUGGUGGUGGGUUGCGUGCACACUCCCUUGGAAACCUCGCUGUCUCCCUCACCCAGAAUCUUCUCCCUCGCUCGCUCGCCGACGACGACGACGAUCGCCCUCCGUCGGAGCUUCUCCGAUUGCCGGUGAGAGCUCGAUCGCCGAAGGGGUCUCUUUUCCUCCUCCUCGCGCGCGCGCGCGCGCUGUUGUGGUUCGUCCGUUACGGGGUCGCCGUCGUGCUUUCGAGAGAACCAUAGAGAAAGAGGAUAGAAGAAUAAAACAGCAGAGAUAGUCUGGUCGGCACAGAAUUUGACGCUUUUCUGGACAGAAAAAGCAGGGCAAUGGCAGUUAGUUAUUAUCAAAAUCAGGCUGAACAUCUGCUGAAGGAGUACAUGCUUGCAGAUCCUUUCGUUCCUUACACAUCUAUUGUCGGUGGGAUUCUUGCUUGCAAAAUGGUCUAUGACCUCACACAGUUGAUUAGUGCGCUGAAUUUCAAGAGCUAUCCAAGCCUUUCUUACAUAAAGCGCGUUGAGUGGAAUAAUCGGGCCAUAUCAACUGUUCAUGCGAUUUUCAUCACUGUUCUGUCACUAUAUUUGGUAUUCUGGUCAGAUAUGUAUGCUGAUUACCAACUCAAUGACCUCAUUACGUUUCGAAGUUCUUCACUGUCCACCUCCAUAUUAGGGGUUUCUGUUGGAUACUUUCUCACCGACCUUGGGAUGAUAUUCUGGUUUUAUCCGUCGCUAGGUGGCAUGGAGUAUGUAAUUCAUCAUCUCCUAUCAAUAGCAUCAUUGGCAUAUGCUAUGUUAACCAGUGAGGGACAACUCUACACCUUUAUGGUUCUCAUCUCUGAGACAACAACCCCUGGAAUCAAUUUGAGAUGGUACCUUGACACGGUUGGAAUGAAGAAGUCUAAAGCAUAUCUUAUCAACGGUGUUGUCAUAUUCUUAUCUUGGCUGGUCGCCAGAAUUCUCCUAUUUGUCUACAUGUUUUACCAUGUCUACUUGCACUUAGAUCAGGUCAACGAGAUGCAUGCACUUGGGAAAUUCUUGGUGUUUGGUGCACCAUUGGCGCUAACUGUGAUGAACUUAUUGUGGUUCGGAAAGAUCAUCAAGGGAUUGAAGAAGACUAUAGCAAAGAGGCAGUAAAAGGUGGAUAAGGUAUUCUGCAGGUCUAGCCAUUGGAGAGAAAUAGUUGAUCAACUCAUAUCUGGCUUUCCCUCAUGUAAAAAAUUGAGAGGGAAAGAUAAAAGAGUUCAGGACCCCUUAAGGUUAGAUGGAGAAAUUCGGAUAAUGGACUUGCUUGUAACAGCAUCUCCGUUGUCUGAAGUUUAAUCAUUUGGUUGCAUCCUGAGUUCCACUUCUGAAUUGGAUGUAUAUAGUGUAAAGUGCUUAUUUAUUUGGAUUUGAAUGGAGAUGAAGUUGCUCGAGAUCAA